AUGACUAGCCCUGAACAAAAGGAAGAACCAAAAGACAAAGAAGUCCUUAAACCUUAUGUGCCACAAGCACCAUUCCCCCAGAGACUCAGAGGAGGAGAGAAGGGGAGAACAUACACUAGAUUCCUGGAUGUAUUUAAGUCUCUUCAUGUUAACAUUCCCUUCUUUGAGACCCUACAAGAAAUGCCCAUAUACAUUAAAUGUAUGAAGGAGUUGCUGACCAAGAAGAGUACCCUGAAAGGAGGACAAACAGUGGUUAUGAGUAAGGAAUGUAGUGCCAUCAUACAGAAGGACUUGCCUACAAAGAAGAAGGAUCCAGGGAGCUUUCACAUCCCGUGUACCAUAGGAGAGACAAUAAUUGAUAGAGGGUUUUGUGACUUGGAAGCAAGCAUAAAUGUAAUGCCGCUAUCUCUCAUGAAGAAGCUGAAAAUUAAUGAGUUGAAACCCACAAAUGUGAUCCUUCAGUUGGCCGACAAAACAGAUAAACGAGCACUAGGAGUGGUUGAAAACAUAUUGGUGAAUGUUGGGAAGUACUUCAUACCUGCAGACUUGGUUAUUCUUGAGAUGGAAGAAAGCGACCUUCAUCCGAUCAUUCUAGGCAGACCAUUCCUUGCCACUGCCAGGGCACUUAUAGAUGUGGAGUAA
This is a messenger RNA of Arachis duranensis, 642 nucleotides long. RefSeq lists its product as uncharacterized. NCBI's taxonomy places the organism in Eukaryota, Viridiplantae, Streptophyta, Magnoliopsida, Fabales, Fabaceae. Bases 1 to 642 code for a protein of 213 amino acids. The transcript has a single exon. The record is from RefSeq and is a predicted model, not a curated record.